AUGGGGAGAGAUGUGAAAAAGUAUGUAAAUAGCUGUGAAGAGUGUCAACGAAAUAAACCAUCUAAUCAAGAACCUACCAGUUUAUUACAACCAUUGGAUAUCCCUAAGCAACCUUGGGAACAGGUUUCAAUGGAUUUCAUAACUCAUUUACCACUUACUAAGGAAGGGCAUGAUACUAUAAUGGUGGUAGUAGAUAGGUUUAGUAAAAGGGCACAUUUCAUUCCAACUCAUUCGACAGUUACAGCACCGGAGGUCACAAAGUUGUAUUUUUGCGAAAUUUUUAAAAAUCACAAGUUGUCACGUGGUAUAGUAUCUGAAAGAGACCCAAAAUUUGUGAGCAAAUUUUGGAAGGAGCUAUUUAAAUUAUUAGGCACUAAACUACACAUGUCUUCAGCAGCACAUCCACAAAUAGAUGGGCAAACAGAACAGGUCAAUAGAAUAUUGGAGGAUAUGUUACGAAUUUAUGUUAAUUAUCGUCAAGAUAAUUGGAACCAGCUGUUAUCAGCCGCAGAAUUUGCCAGCUUAACAGCAAAAAUGUCAAGAAAUGCAAAGUCGGCGACAAUGGAAAUGGCGAAGGAUGCCUUAAUUUCGGCCCAAGAAAAACAAGCAAAAUAUUACAAUAAGGGCCACAGAGACUUAGAGUUUCAGGAAGGAGACCAGGUUAUGCUUUCAACGCAAAACCUCUUACUAGCAGUAGACUUAAAAAGAGUUUCAUAG
Molecule: messenger RNA, 717 nt
Organism: Scutellospora calospora
Lineage: Eukaryota; Fungi; Glomeromycota; Glomeromycetes; Diversisporales; Gigasporaceae
Source: the annotation of a GenBank genome assembly